AUGCCUCUUCCCCGUGACCUCCAAGGGCUGAAUAUUGUGGUCCUAAACUCAAUCAGCGAAGCCUGGUACAACAACUCCUUUUACAACCUGGCUCUAGGUACGGAGACUAAGAGAACGCCAGGAUCCUCCUGUGUCGUUUAUACAAUCCCUGAUCCUGACCGGGAUGGUGAUCAACUAGCUUGCAAGGAAUUGGAAUUCUCACAAACAAGGCGGGGAUUUCUGACCCCGGUAGCCAAAGCCGAGCUUGAGCUUCUGGACAACAUCGCAUCAUGGUACAUUCCGAUCAUUAGAGCCGCCUUCUACGUUGGAGGGGUUAAGUCUUCACCUCGCCAGGUUGUCAGACAUGCUGCCCUUGAUAUCAUCCUGGAAUCUUGGGUUGAGUUGUCGUUGGAGGAUCUCGUAGAAGCGAUGCUGAGUAGCGAAGAUGGUGAAGAGGGUGAUGUUGUGAAGGCCAUCGCGCCUUGGGAUCCGCUUGGAAAUCCCGAUAUAUGGCCCCAUUUCAUCAGGCAUUGCCUCGGAUUUCUAACUACUUUAUGGAUCGUCGACCCCACAAAUCUGGAGUCAAUCAAAAACAUGGUCGUUGAAGAGGCAUUUUUUCGCCUCCCAAGAGUGGAUGUUGAUAAGUUUCAAAUGAGUGCUCCACACGAUACAACAAAUGAGGCAGUUUUGUUCGACAGCUUUUCUGAGAGAAUGCUGAGAAUCAUGGACAAUCUUGUCUACAAAAUAUUCCGUCUCAGAGAAAGUGUCGAGGACGUUUCUGCAAGAAGUACACAGUUCAGCCGAGUGGCACUUGGCACCUAA
Molecule: messenger RNA, 801 nt
Organism: Fusarium fujikuroi IMI 58289
Lineage: Eukaryota; Fungi; Ascomycota; Sordariomycetes; Hypocreales; Nectriaceae
Exons: 2
Coding region: 1-801 (266 amino acids)
Source: RefSeq, a predicted model, not a curated record